This is a messenger RNA of Oncorhynchus masou masou (cherry salmon), 1527 nucleotides long. RefSeq names its product calcium-activated potassium channel subunit alpha-1-like. Gene Ontology annotation, cellular component: postsynaptic membrane. The record is from RefSeq and is a predicted model, not a curated record. The transcript is spliced from 8 exons. NCBI's taxonomy places the organism in Eukaryota, Metazoa, Chordata, Actinopteri, Salmoniformes, Salmonidae. Gene Ontology annotation, biological process: potassium ion transmembrane transport. Bases 193 to 1194 code for a protein of 333 amino acids. Gene Ontology annotation, molecular function: large conductance calcium-activated potassium channel activity.
AAACAAAACAAUAACAAAAGGCCUGGGGCGACCAGUGGCACUGUUUCACCUUAUGCAGAUCUCAACUUUAACCACUCUCUCUCAUGAGACCUGGUCUUGCUGCAGCUGGAGAACUCAGGUGACCCCUGGCUGGACUUCUCCAACCCCCAACCUCUCCACUACUUUGAGUGUGUUUACUUCCUGGUUGUUACCAUGUCAACGGUGGGCUAUGGUGACGUGGAGUUGAGGACGACCCUGGGACGCCUCUUCGUCAUCAUCUUCAUUUUUAUUGGACUGGGUCUGUUUGCCAACUUUGUCCCAGAGGUGGUUCAGAUCAUCAUCAACAGGAAGAGGUUUGAUGGAAGCUUCACGGGUGUCUCAGGCAAGACCCAUGUGGUGGUGUGUGGUCACAUCACUCUGAGCAGCGCCUCUGCCUUCAUGAAAGAUUUUCUACAUGAGGACAGGGGAGAGGUCGACGUCAAGGUGCUCUUCCUGGGAAACUUCCGUCCUAACCAGGAGCUGGAGGCUUUCUUCCUGAGGUGGUUCCUGAAGGUCACCUUCUACCAGGGCUCAGUGAUGCAGAGGAGAGACAUGGAGAGAGUUAAGAUGCAUAAAGCAGGAGCUUGCCUGAUCAUCUGUGACAGGUUCACCUCAGACCAGCAUAAGGAGGACGCUGCCAAUCUCAUGAGGGUGAUCUCCAUCAAACAGUAUUGUCCCAACACCAGGAUUAUAGUUCAGAUGCUGAAGCACAACAGUAAGGCGUUCCUGCAGAACGUGCCUAACUGGGACUGGAGUCGAGGUGAUGCAGUGAUCUGCCUGGCAGAGCUCAAACUGGGUUUCAUGUCUCAGAGCUGCCUGGUGCCUGGCCUCUCCACGCUGUUGACCAACCUGUUCACCAUGCAGAGUGAGAUUGAGCAGGACGGAGACACCUGGCAGAACCUGUACAGAGAGGGCCUCUACAAUGAGAUCUACACAGAGCACCUGUCCCCCUCCUUCAUAGGGAUGUCCUUUGCUCAGGCCAGCAAGUCAGUUUGUCAGUCUGCUACAGAGAGACAUAUCAGUGUUCUAUUACUACAAACAAACAUGAUCUCUCUCUAUCUGCCUGCCUGUGUGCAUGUCUGCCUGCCUGUCUGCUUGUGUGCCUGUCUGCUUGUGUGCCUGCCUGUCUGCUUGUGUGCCUGUCUGCCUGUCUGUGUGUCAGGCUAUGUUUCCUGAAGCUGAGGUUGCUGUUGAUUGGGAUUGAGUAUCAGAGCGGAGACCAAGAUUUCAAGUAAGUAACUUGUAGCAGUAGUAGUAUUUGUAUUAAUUAAGGAUCCCCACUCUUCCUGUAGUAGUAGCAGUAGUAUUUGUAUUUAUUAAGGAUCUCCACUCUUCCUGUAGUAGUAGUAGUAGUAGCAGCAGCAGACAUAGCAUAGUAGUAGUAGUAUUGGUCAUUAUUAAGGAUCCCCACUCUUCCUGUAGUAGCAGGAGCAGUAGAAGUAGUAGUAGUUUCAGUAGCAGCAGUAGUAUUUGUAUUAAUUAAGGAUCCCCACUCUUCCUGUAGUAGUA